Molecule: messenger RNA, 728 nt
Organism: Myripristis murdjan (pinecone soldierfish)
Lineage: Eukaryota; Metazoa; Chordata; Actinopteri; Holocentriformes; Holocentridae
Product: P2X purinoceptor 7-like
Exons: 2
Coding region: 237-728 (163 amino acids)
Biological process (GO): monoatomic ion transport
Cellular component (GO): membrane
Molecular function (GO): monoatomic ion channel activity; purinergic nucleotide receptor activity; ATP binding
Source: RefSeq, a predicted model, not a curated record
CAGGACGAUUUCCCCCCCUCGGUUUGCAGCGGAGAGGACCGGAUAGACCUCCCGGUAAUGUGGCGGAGGAAAGAGGGAGAGGGAGAGGGAGACGGCGGAGAGGAAGACGUGGUGGAGCGGGCAGGGCGAGUCGAGGGAGAGGAGCCGGAGCGGCAUCUUCUAGAGAUGAAGAUGAGGAGAGAGUGGAGGCCCUGCAAAGCCGACGAACAGAAGCGACCAAGAAAUUUCUUCAGGAGAUGACCCUUGAGGAACACAGGGAGCUCACCUCACAGCUUCUGGAGAGGCAGCCAGGCCUGGUUUUUGAUGCCCUGGCGAUGUAUCAGCGCAGGCAUGGUGCCCCACCUUUUGCUGGAGUGCCAGGGGUGCCAUGGUGUACUUGUGGUAACUGUAGGGAUAUGCCUACGGACCUAGAGAGGAAGUGCUGUGGCCAGGAUCCAAAUAAUUGUGUCAGCCUAUUACCACACUUCUCCCAGUACUGCCUUACUGAAGGAUUUCUGCGUAUUCACAGGCAGUACCGGGAGGACAUUACGGUAUUAGGCCAAGCCAGUGGGCCUGGAGAUGACAACCGGGAGUACCGCUAUGCUGCCUAUAGACACUUCAUCUAUUGGCAACAUGGUUCCUUAGGGCAGGGAAACCGACGUGUCAUCCCCAGCUGCUGUGUUUGGAGGAUCAGGGACAGGUUCCCUGAUCCCCAAGGACACUACACUGGUUUCGUACCUGGCAUCUGA